This is a messenger RNA of Aureobasidium namibiae CBS 147.97, 1812 nucleotides long. RefSeq names its product pseudouridine synthase. Gene Ontology annotation, molecular function: RNA binding; pseudouridine synthase activity. Gene Ontology annotation, cellular component: nucleus. Lineage: Eukaryota; Fungi; Ascomycota; Dothideomycetes; Dothideales; Saccotheciaceae. The coding region runs from base 1 to 1812 and encodes 603 amino acids. The record is from RefSeq and is a predicted model, not a curated record. Gene Ontology annotation, biological process: tRNA pseudouridine synthesis; mRNA pseudouridine synthesis. The transcript is spliced from 3 exons.
AUGGCAGACUCGACUGACCCCAAGCCGGCUACGGCGCCUGUUGUGGACGAUGCGACCACCACAAACGCAACCGAAAGCAGUGGCGAGCCCCAAGGAGAGUCCCACAGCGACCGCAAACGCAAGCGAUUCCAGGACGACGGACUCAAAUUUGGUCGCGGUGGUAAGAAGAGAGAUAUGGGCAGGAACGCGUGGUCACGAGAGCAGCCAGACCGAAGAACCCGCAACGACGAAGAGAAGAAGAAGCCGCGUCCUGAGAACUCGGUCCUCCCUGCACCCUUCGCCCAAGAUGAGAUUGCUGCAGAAGAGCGCAAGCCCAAGCGCAAGGUCGCCGUCUUGAUCGGAUACAGUGGUACUGGCUACAAGGGCAUGCAGAUCAACACAACCGAAAAGACGAUUGAAGGCGAUUUGUUCACGGCCUUUGUCCAAGCUGGAGCCAUCUCCAAGGCAAACGCUGAUGACCCCAAGAAGUCGGCACUCGUCAGAUGUGCCCGUACCGACAAGGGCGUCCACGCCGCAGGAAACAUGAUUUCGCUCAAGUUGAUUGUUGAAGACCCCGACAUUGUCCAAAAGAUCAACUCGCAUCUAUCACCACAAAUCAGAGUCUGGGGAAUUGAAAGAACAAUCGGCAGUUUCAGCUGCUAUCAAGUCUGCGACAGCCGCUGGUACGAGUAUCUGAUCCCAUCACACGCCUUCUUGCCCCCUCACCCGAGUAGCUGGAUGGCCAGAAACCUGGAGGAGGCUGCCGACGAGGUUGGUGACCGUCAAGGUUACGAGUCGCGUCAAGCCGAGGUCAAGGACUUCUGGAAGACUGUCGAAGAGCGUGACAUCAAGCCUAUUGUCGAUGCUCUGGACGACGACGACAUUCGUGAACUGGUCCUACAAGCUAUUCACGAGCCUUCCGACUUCAAUCCUGAUGGAGAACAGCAGGACAAGCAAGAGGAGCAGGUCAAGCAAACUGCUGAUGUCAACACAUCAACACCCGCAGAUACCGAGGCCAAGCCAGAAGAUGCUGCCGAAACUGCUGGCACAACAGACACUCCCAUGCCCGAUGAGCCUGCCACUCUUGAAAGCACAAGCAUCCCUACAGAGCAAAAGAAGCGUAUCGAGGCCGCUGUUAAACAGCUCAAGAUUGCUUACAACACUGCUCGUCGCGCGUACCGUAUCCCUGAUGUGCGUAUCGCUCGUGUGCAAGCCGCUCUCGACUCUUACAUUGGCACUCGCAACUACCACAACUUCACAAUUCAAAAGACAUACAAGGAUCCUUCAGCCAAACGUAACAUCAAGUCUUUUGUCUGCAACCCGAAGCCCAUCAUCAUCAACGGAACCGAAUGGUUGUCGCUAAAGGUUCACGGUCAGUCGUUCAUGAUGCACCAGAUUCGCAAAAUGGUCGGUAUGGUCGCAUUGACUAUCCGCUGUGGCGCUCCCAUCGAACGCAUUGUCGAGGCUCAGGGCGACCAGAAGAUCAGCAUCCCCAAGGUUCCUGGUUUGGGUCUAUUGCUCGAGCGUCCUGUUUUCGACAGCUACAACGAUAUCCAGGCUGUCAAGCACGACAAGGAGAAGCUUGACUUUGGCAAGUACGAGAAGGAGCUCGAGGAGUUCAAGCAGAGGGAGAUCUAUCAAAGAAUUUUCGCUGAAGAAGAGAGAGACAACACAUUCCACCUCUUCUUCAACCAGAUCGACAACUACAAGGAACGCCACUUCUUGUACUUGACGUCAAAGGGUCUGGAUGCUAUCAAGGGUGCUGGCAAGUUGGACGAGCAGAGAGCAGCCAAGUCGAAGAACGAUGGCGCCGAUGCCAUGGAGAUGCAGUAG